Messenger RNA from Cyprinodon tularosa, 3078 nucleotides. RefSeq names its product interleukin 13 receptor, alpha 2 (gene il13ra2). Gene Ontology annotation, molecular function: cytokine receptor activity; protein binding. The transcript has 9 exons. Gene Ontology annotation, biological process: cytokine-mediated signaling pathway. Gene Ontology annotation, cellular component: external side of plasma membrane. NCBI's taxonomy places the organism in Eukaryota, Metazoa, Chordata, Actinopteri, Cyprinodontiformes, Cyprinodontidae. The coding region runs from base 71 to 1369 and encodes 432 amino acids. The record is from RefSeq and is a predicted model, not a curated record.
UUGAUGAGGCUGAAUCAGUCAGAAGAAGCUUUCGGACAUUUCAUACGGCGAACAUCUCUCUGGAUUAUAUAUGAUUUUUUUUCUUCAGUUUUUCCCACUCUUUGUUAGAUUUCUACCGAUGGCCAAUAGAUCCGGUGCGCUUCCUUUACUGAUGCUGAUAUUCCUAACCUGGAGGGGGGGCAUGCCUUGCUGUGCUAUCACAGUGGACCCCCCUGAGGACCUUGCAGUAUUAGACUCUGGUCGCCUUGGACGUUUGGAGAUUGUCUGGAGGUUACCAAGCAGCCUAAUGAACAUGACCAAGUGCCAGCUGCAGUACCAGCUGGAGUACUUCAAUGCAUACAAGAACAAAUGGGAGGUUCUCAGGACACUUAGUACGACCUACAGCGCCCAGUUUGACCUCUCCAAAGAUGUCCAAGUGAAGGUGUUCACCAUUUUGAACGGAGAGUGCACCAACAACAAGAUGAUAAAGAGCAAAGACUACAGUGAACUGGUUGUGAAACCUCCCAACACAGGGAUUUGGGAUACAGAAGCCACAGAUUUCACUUGCAUGUACCAUAACAUGGAGAAUCUGGAGUGCAUCUGGACCAGCAGCCAGAGGACCCCGGCCAGCGCACAGCAGAAUCUAUUUUUCUGGCAUAGAUUGCUGGAGCAGGCAGUGGAAUGCCCUAGCUACAUUUUUUCAGGUGGAGUCAGGAAGGGCUGCAACUUCACAGGAAAACCUCUUCCUGAAUUCUCUGAUAUCUACUUCUGUGUGAAUGGUUCGUCAUCUAAAGGGCCCCUGAAGCCAGCCUACUUCUCCUUGCAGAUCCAAAACCAUGUGAAGACUGCAGCUCCAGAUAAGCUGAAUUUGCAAACACGUCCCGACAGGCACCUGGAGAUUUCCUGGGAGAAUCCUGCUGGAAAGUUUAGUGUAGACUGCCUUGAGUGGGAAGUGAGACACCACCACGUGGGAGCUGAUGGAACUAUAUCGUCGAAACAGAUUCAUGCCCGGAACCCCAGCCUGACUCUGACUUUCAACAACAGCAGUGAGAUAAACUGCUUCAAGGUUCGGUCCAGGCUGAACUCAUAUUGUGUGGAUAAAAGCAUUUGGAGCGACUGGAGCCCAGAAACAUGUCAUCCAGAAAUGAAGAACAUAGAACCCACAGUUGAGCCAGAGAUGACCCUGGUUUCUGUCUACCUCUACAUUGCUGUUGCCAUCGUUGCCAUCCUGAUGGUGUCUCUCUGUGUAUGGGCAGCAAUCAACAUGAGGAAAUCAAAACCAGGGAAGAAAGUCGACUCUCUGCUUCCAAAGCUGAUUCCCAAAACAUUAACGCUGGGAGUGUCAAAGAUCUGCAGCAGCAAGAAAAUCACCACAGAUGUUAUGGUCUAAGACAUUUGUUCCCAAACAUUCCUUACUGAUCCUAUCUUGGGUUUACAGAAAGGGUUUUCCAUCUGCGCAAUUCCCACAAGAAUGAACUUAAAAGGAUUACAAUUGAAGAAAGAAAAGUCAACUGCAGUAAAAACCAUCGCGAUAAACGAAACCAGAAUGUCCUUUACAUCAGGAAAAACUAGCCGCUUUACAGUGAGUUUAACUGUUUAUAUUGCUUCGUAUAGAGAAACCAGCAUUGCUAUCAAAAUAUUUGAAAGAAUAACAAUGAAUUAAAUACUUUUAUAGCACACACUAUCAUAAGUGACACUGUUCCUCCCCUAGGGGGCGCACCCUGUGACCUACUCAGGACAUUUAGAGUUUUUCCUUUUGGUUUUGUUUUUACAUUUCUACCUGCUUGUUACUCAGCACAGAUACACUGACUGUAACUAGAUAUUUACAGAAAUGUCAAACUGAAAGAAGAAGCCUGUUUUUGUUUAUUAAACAGAGCUGAAAAACCAUUUUUUACAGGAAACACAGUGAUCGUUUGGUGAUUGUUUACUCUUUGCCACAGGUUCUGCUGGCUGAUUGUUUUAGCACAGAUUACAGGUGCCACAGUUAAACCUGAUGUUUUACAAUUUGCCAGAUCUCUUGCCAAGUUAUUUACCUACCAGGAAUUGUGAUGUUGUUGUUUAUAAUAAUAUAUGUGUAUAUUUCUAUAUCAGGAUAUUUACGUGCUUAAAUAGGGGCCUUAAGUCUUGCCAGAAACCAACAUUUUUUCUUUACAUAACAAGAAAAAGAAAGAUGAUGUUUAAUGGGUUCAAAAGUAUUUGCAUGUGACUUUGUUGCACAUUUUGAAACUGAAGUCGUCAUUCACCAACCUAGUAUUUCUAAUGCAAUUGAGCGUAUAAAGCUCCCAGAAGAAAUGAGUGCAUUCAGUGUUUUAAUGCCAUGAUCCUUGUCAGUUUUAGUUGUAGGGUGUGUAAUUUAAGCAGGACUACGGCUAAGUUUGAUUAAUCUGACUCUAACAAAUAUUCAGCACUGAUUAUAAGGGUUAAAAUUCACUGUACUACCCCACUUCUUGGUUUCAUUUUAUUUUUUUAUUUUUUUAUUAACUGUGUUUUGUGUGUUUUUAUGUUUAUUUUAUGGAUCUAAUAACCAAUGAAUAUAAAUGGAAGUGUGGGUCAUUUAAUGAAUGUAUGCCUUCAUAUUUACAUUAUGUGCAGCUUUUCCAUAAUCAAAUUGUUUUGGAAGAAUUUUCAUGUUUAUCAAUUAACAACCAAAAAAGAGCAAUUAUGUAUUUGUAUUGUUUUUCCGUCUUCCUCACAUUCUAAAUGAGUCAUGUCAGAUUUACAUAAACUGUUGAGAUGUUGGACCUUUUAGGUUUGGUAUGAUAAAGAAAACCAUUUAAAUUUGCAUUCUUCCUUGGGUUUGCAGGUUGUACUGCAUCAAAAUGAAUGUACAAGACCUCGAAUUAGCAAUAUAGAACAAAAUGCAUUUCAACUUAUAUUAAAGAAUCUGAAAUUUCCUACAGUAUAUGUGGGUGAAUUGAAAGAAUAUUGUUUGUGCAUGAAGAUCUGGGUUAUUAAGAGACCAGAAAUGUUUUCUUCUGUAAGCAAAACAUUGGCUUUCAAUGUAAGAUUUGUCACCGCUUUUGUGAAGCUAUGAGGUGAUUUGUACAUAUUUCUUUCUGUAACCCAAUUUGAAUAAAGUAUAACAAGUAAAACAAUAAA